Messenger RNA from Aspergillus sclerotioniger CBS 115572, 2612 nucleotides. RefSeq names its product putative AMP-binding domain protein. The coding region runs from base 408 to 2144 and encodes 578 amino acids. The transcript has 4 exons. The record is from RefSeq and is a predicted model, not a curated record. Lineage: Eukaryota; Fungi; Ascomycota; Eurotiomycetes; Eurotiales; Aspergillaceae.
UUUUUUCUUCCCCCCUUCUCCGGUUCAUGUUUGCAUCGAAUCUCGACGACGUCCAGCACAGCAACUAGCAGCCAGGAAGGAGGCCAAGCAGACACAUGGAUCAUUUCCAAUUCCCGAACGCAAGUCUCGUGCUGCUGCUUGGGCCUGAAUGGCCGAACGGGUUUCCUGCCCACUAGCCCAAGAAUUGGUCCGCUUUCUCCGCUUACCGACGGUGAUCAUCCUCCCCGCAUAUUGUCUCUCUUCCCGAUCUCCCAGUCCCAAGACUCCUCCGUCCCCUCGGCCGUAGUGCAAUCACAACUCACAAUGCCCCCUCUCUUUCUUUUUCUCCCUCCCACAUCCCUCCCCCUGUCUCUCCCAUACACAUAGUUUUCCCUCCCAUUGGUUGCUCGUUCUGCAACCCUGACUCGAUGUCCUCCGCAAAAGAUAGAUUGUCAGGCCUACUUGGCCAUCUCCUCCCCGGCCAGGGAGCUGUGGCUGCUGCUCCGCAAUCGCAGAGCCAAGUCAACUUCCAUACGCUUUCGCCGGCAUAUUUUCUCCAGAGAGCGGCAGCGAUUGAGCCAGACGCUGAGGCCAUCUACCAUAUUACCGCGAAUAAACAGGAACUGCGGAGAACUUAUAUUGAAUUUUCAGACAGGGCCAGAGGGCUGGCGUACUAUUUGAAAAAACGUGGGUUCAAGAAAGUGGGCAUCUUGUGUCCAAAUACACCGGCUUUCUUGGAGUCGAUCUUUGGAAUUGGAGCUGCUGGGGGUGUACAUGUUGCUGUGAACUACCGCCUCAAGGAAGACGAUAUCGCAUAUAUAUUUACGCAUUCGGAUGCAGAGGCGAUUAUUGUUGAUAAGGAAUUCCUGCCUCUGCUUCGCGUUUAUAGGGAGGCCAAGCCAGAGACACCCAUCAUUGUGGAUACGGACACAGAUGUCACGGAAGGCCAGCUGUCAGGUCCUUUCGAUGAGGCGGUUCUGGAAGGCCUGAAACAUGAUGCUGCUACAGGUGCGAAGGGCUGGGAUGGCCUUGAGAGCCAGGCGUCUUCCGAGGAUGAUGUCGUCGCUCUGGCAUAUACGAGCGGUACCACCUCGCGGCCAAAGGGCGUGGAGUAUACGAACCGUGGCUGUUAUCUGGCUGCUUUGGGCAAUGUGGUCGAGUCUGGCCUGAACGUCUUCAAUAGUCGUUGUCGUUAUCUAUGGAUUUUGCCCAUGUUCCAUGCUGUUGGUUGGACAUUCCCAUGGGCUGUUACCGCCGUUCGGGGAACUCACUACUGCCUGCGGAAGAUAGACUAUGGGCAAAUCUGGAGGCUGCUGAAGCAAGAGGGUAUCACUCACUACAAUGCAGCACCCACUGUGAAUACUCUGCUCUGCGAUCACCCAGAUGCUGGGCGACUUCCCGCGCCGGUUAACGUCCAGGUGGCAGGGAGUCCACCUACGCCGCUUUUGUUCGAGCAGAUGAGCAGCCUAAAUCUGCUCCCUGUGCAUGUAUACGGAAUGACGGAGACAUAUGGGCCUACUACCAGGAGUUACUAUCUGCCCUCAUGGGACCGCCUUCCCUCCGACGAAAAGUUUAGGAGAAUGGCAAGACAAGGCCAUGGGUUCCUGACUAGCCUGCCAACCCGGGUAAUCAAGAAGGACGUUCCCGAGGGCACCGUUAUAGAUGCUAGCCGAGAUGGCAAGGAGAUUGGCGAGAUUGCGUUUGUCGGGAACAUCUGUGCUCGGGGCUACUACAAAGAUGCCGAGGCGACACGGAAGCUCUUCGCUGGCGGCGUUCUUCAUUCCGGAGACUUGGCCGUCUGGCAUCCCGAUGGAGCGAUCCAGAUCCUGGACCGAUCCAAAGACAUCAUCAUUAGUGGAGGCGAGAACAUUUCGUCUGUUGCACUAGAAUCCAUGCUGGUGACCCACCCCGACAUUUUGGAGGUUGGCGUGGUGGCGGUGCCCGACACACAUUGGGGCGAACGACCCAAAGCGUUUGUGACCACGAAACAGGGCCGGAACUUGGAUGGGAAAGAGGUAAUUGACUGGGCCCGGAAUCACAGCCAGAUUAGCAAGUUUAUGCUUCCGCGGGAGGUGGAGGUGGUGGCGGAACUCCCCAAAACCAGCACGGGAAAAAUCCGGAAGAAUGUUCUUCGAGAAUGGGCGAAAGGGGCCCCGCGUACAUGAGUACUAGCUUUGUGCACCAACCCAAGGGGGGCUGUGGUUUGGUAUAGAAUCUGGGCGAUAAUGAUGAUGAUGAUGAUGAUGAUGAUGAUGAUGAUAGGGUUGAUUGUAUUGGUUGUAUUGGGUGUAGGUGGUGGAGGGAUGAUAGACCGGGAGGUUCUUAUUUGGUUGUCUAUACCGCAUUCCUCGUGUCGAUAUAGACUUUGUGGGAAUCUAGACCAUUCUUUGAGGGGUUGUCACUCUCCGGGCUUGCCAAUCAAUAUUAUUGUAUAGGCUCUGGGGAAGGCAAGACAGGGCGGAGCGCACAGACACCCAGCCAGCCGAUGGGGAGCGAGCGAUCAUUCAUUAUUAUUGGGUGGCAGGGGAACAAUGGAACAACCCGAAACAAAGGGCCGAGAUGAAUGCGUAAGUCGUUCAUUCGUAUUCUCGAGGAUCCAUCCCACUUCUCCAUAGAUACCUAGAUAGUUCAGG